AUGUCUGACGCUUCCAAGCCUGAGGCCGCUCAGGCGCCCGUCGAGGACCCCCCCAAGACCAACGGCGAGGUGGAGCACGCCGAGGACGACGGUGCCAAUGGCAUCUUCCAGAUCACCGUCAAGCUGCCCCACGCGCCGUUCGAGACGCAGAUGACCAUCUCGACGGCCGAGCAGGUGCAGGACCUGCGCCAGUCCAUCAUCGAGAUGCCGCACACGUUCCAGUACUCGUGCUUCCACCUCGAGCACGAGGGCAAGCGCAUCAACGACUACGUCGAGCUAUCCGAGGUCGACGGGCUCAAGGCCGACUCGGUCCUGACCCUGGUCGAGGACGCCUACACGGAGAAGGAGGCCCGGUUACACGUCAUCCGCGUGCGCGAGCUGAUUGGCGCCGCCGGCGACCGCACCGACGCUCUGCACGGCAUCCUGGCAGGCCUCUCGCUGCACGACACAGUCGGCCUUGAUCAGUCAGCAAAGGCCAACGAGGACGGCCCCGAGCCCUCGCCGCUCGCUGACUACGACUUCAAGGCCGCCGGCGCUGUCCAGCGUCUGCUCCCGCCCGUCCACGAGCCCGCGCCCAAGACGAUCAAGUCCAUCGCCGUGUCGCCGUGGAACCCCCCGCCCUACCACCUGCGCUCCAAGGGCCACCUCAUGUACCUCGUCGUCAACACCAACGAAAACGAGCAGCACCACAUCACCUCGCACGUCUCGGGCUUCUACGUCAACAAGUCGUCCAACGCCAGCUUCGACCCCGCGCCUCGCGACGGGCCCAAGGCGCGCCACGCCCACUCGCUGCUGAACCUGCUCGAGGCCGUCUCGCCCUCGUUCAAGGACGCGUUCCAGCAGCUGCUCGACCACAACGCCAAGAAGGAGCUCCUCACCAUCUUCCAGCUCUCCAACGCCAUCCCCGCCAACCCCUGGUUGGUCCCCGCGCCCUCCUCCGCCCUCACCACACAUCAGCCCGACCUCGCACGAACACAGGAGAGCUAUCUGAUCUCCGGCGUCGAGAACACCGAGACCCUCCGUGACUGGAACGAGGAGUUCCAGUCGACACGAGAGAUGCCCAAGGACGCUGUCCACGACCGCGUCUUCCGUGAGCGCCUCACAUCGAAGCUGUUCGCCGACUACAACGACGCAGCGACCCGCGGUGCCAUGCUGGUAGCUCGCGGCGAGAUUGCGCCUCUCAACCCUACAGAAGCAAAGGAUGCCCAGAUCUUCGUUUACAACAACAUCUUCUACUCCUUUGGCGCCGACGGCGUCGGCACUUUCGGCACUGAGGGUGGUGACGAGGCGGCUCGCGUGGCCGUUGGCAAGGACGUCUUUGGUGUGCGCGCGGUCAACAACCUCGACAUCCCCAACCUCUUCACCUCCGGAACCGUCGUUGUCGAUUAUCUCGGAAAGCGUAUUGUCGGCCAGAGCAUUGUUCCCGGCAUCUUCAAGCAGCGCGACCCUGGCGAGCACCAAAUCGACUACGGUGCGGUCGAGGGCAAGGAGAUUGUCGCAGACGACAAGUCCUUUGUCCCUCUGUUUGAGCAGCUGUCCAAGGCCCUGCGCGUCAAGAAGCACCCAGUAUGGGACAAGGAUGACGUCAGGCAUGAGCUCGAGGGCAGUGUCGAGACCAAGGGUCUUAUUGGCACCGACGGCAGGCGCUACGCUCUUGAUCUCUACCGCCUCACUCCCCUCGAUGUUGCUUGGAUCGAGGCCCACUGGAGCGAGCCGGCCAAGGAGGGCGAGACGAAGUCGUCCGAGAAGGACUACCCCCACCGCAUGGCCACUCUCCGCCCCGAGCUUGUCGAAUCGUACGGCCGACUGAAGCUUCGCGAGUACGUCAAGAACGAGCUUGAGAAGAAGAAGGGCGCCAAGGAGGAGACACCCGCAAAGAAGGCCGUCAAGGCGGACAAGGAAGAAUCUUCGUCAGAGGAGGACUCUUCGGAAGAGGAGUCCUCAUCAGAGGAAGAGUCGUCUGACGAGGAGGAUGAGAAAAAGACGGAGAAGAAGUCGGACAAGAAGGUUGCCAAGACUGAAAAGAAGGCCGAUGGUGAAAUUGAACCGGAGAAGAAGGCAGAGGAGCAGGACCGCGUGGACAUCUCUGGCUUCAACUUCGCUCUUAACCCCGACGUUUUCUCAGGACAGAACCCGCAAUCCGAGGAGGACAAGGCAGAGUGGGCCAAGGACGAGGCUGAGGUCCGCGCUGCUUGCGAGCACCUGCUUUCUGAGGUUCUCCCUCGCUUGAUCCAGGAGCUCAAGGACGGCGAGGUUGGCUUCCCGAUGGAUGGCCAAUCUCUCAGCUCCCUCCUGCACAAGCGCGGUGUCAACAUCCGCUACCUCGGAAAGAUCGCCGAGCUUGCCGACAAGCCUGACCCUCGUCUCCAGGCCUUGAAGCGUCUGAUUAUCCAGGAGAUGAUCGCACGUGGCUUCAAGCACUUUGCCAACUCCAAGCUUCGUAGCGUCCCAGCUCCCUUCGCCGGUGCCUGCAUUGCACACCUCCUGAACUGCCUGUUGGGGGCGGAAGCAAACCCCAAGCCUGUGGCAGAGUCUGACAGCAGCCUCAAGGCCAUCUACCCAGAGGCUGACUUUAGCUUCGAGAAGUUGACACCCGAGACUUUGAAGAAGGAGGUUGUUGCACAGGUCGCUCUUCGCUACCGCUACAACCUCAACGCGCUUGGCGGAAACUGGGUCGAGACCGGCAAGGAGCUCCAGCUUUUCCGUGAGGUCUCGCUCAAGCUUGGUCUGCAGUUGGAGAGCAAGCAGUAUGCCUUCACCAAGGAGGCUCUUUCCAGCACCGCAACAACUAAGCCUGCCUCUGUUUCUCAGACCAACGGUAACGCGGCUUCGAGCAAGAAGAAGAACAAGAACAAGCAGGCCUCGCCGCCUCGCACUGAGAGUCCAGCUCCUGCCCUCACAGCUCAGACCUUCCACGCGGAUGAUAUCCUCAACAUCGUCCCCGUUGUCAAGGAGGCUUCGCCCAAGAGCUUGUUGGCGGAGGAAGCCCUCGAGGCCGGCCGCAUGUCCGUGGCUCAAGACCAGAAGGAGCUUGGUCAGGAGCUGCUCCUUGAAUCCCUGCAGCUGCACGAGCAGAUCUACGGCGUGCUGCACCCUGAGGUUGCCCGCGCUUACCACACUCUGUCCAACCUCCUCUUCAACCUAGAAGACAAGGCUUCUGCUCUCGAGCUUGCCCACAAGGCUGUCAUUGUGUCCGAGCGCACUCUUGGUGUCGACCACGCUGAUACCGUUCUCGCCUACCUGAACCUGGGUCUGUUCGAGCACGCCACCGGCAACACCAAGAAUGCUCUCGUCUACGUACGCCACGCCCUCGAGUUGUGGAAGAUCAUCUACGGAGCUGACCAUCCUGACUCAAUCACCACCCUCAACAACGCUGCUGUCAUGCUGCAGGCGAUGAAGCAGUACCACGAGUCGCGCAUCUGGUUCGAGGCUUCCUUGGCCAUCUGCGAGGACGUUUCUGGCAAGAACUCGAUCAACACUGCUACCCUGUUGUUCCAGACUGCCCAGUCGCUUGCUCUCGACAAGGACAUGCGUGGUGCCGUCAACCGCAUGCGCGAGUCAUACAACAUCUUCAAGGAUGUCCUCGGUGCCGAGGAUCGCAACACCAAGGAAGCUGAGAGCUGGCUCGAGCAACUCACGCAGAGCGCCGUCAGCCAGCAGAAGCAGCUUAACGACAUUGCCGCCGGCCGCAUCCGCCGCGUCCAGCUGACUGGCAGGAACCCUCUCCAGCCAGCUGCUGCCACACCAACAGUCAGCGAGCACGCCAAUACCGUCGGCGGCCCUCGCACCCGUCCCGGUACUGGCGGUGUCGACCAGCGCAGCAUUGACGAGCUCCUCAAGUACAUCGAGGGCGAGUCGCCCAAGACAUCCUCUAAGAAGCGCGGACAGGCCAACCCCCGGAGGAGAGGCGGCAAGAACUAA
Ascochyta rabiei is the source of this 3921-nucleotide messenger RNA. Its product is annotated as Intracellular distribution of mitochondria. The transcript has 2 exons. Lineage: Eukaryota; Fungi; Ascomycota; Dothideomycetes; Pleosporales; Didymellaceae. Gene Ontology annotation, biological process: intracellular distribution of mitochondria. The record is from RefSeq and is a predicted model, not a curated record. Gene Ontology annotation, cellular component: cytoplasm. Gene Ontology annotation, molecular function: protein binding; mRNA binding. Bases 1 to 3921 code for a protein of 1306 amino acids.